ACCCCUUCUUGGAAACACUGACGGACGACGGCCAUCUUGAAGUGUAAUUGUUGUCAUGUUUACGUUGUGUGAAAGGUGAAAUUAAUGAGUUUUCAUAGAAUAAUCAGGCCAGCUUUGAUGUAAUUCUGUAUUGGAACAAGUAGACAUUCACUAUGUUUUACGCACAUUUUGUGCUGGCCAAGAAAGGGCCGCUAGCCAAAAUUUGGUUGGCAGCCCAUUGGGACAAGAAGCUGACGAAGGCUCAUGUGUUCGAGACGAAUAUCGAGAAAUCCGUAGAUGGUAUUUUGAAACCUAAAGUGAAAAUGGCUUUGAGGACAUCUGGCCAUCUGCUGCUUGGUGUUGUAAGGAUUUACUCGCGGAAGGCCAAGUAUCUGCUGCAGGAUUGUAAUGAAGCUUUCGUUAAGAUCAAGAUGGCCUUCCGGCCUGGCAUGGUGGACUUGCCUGAGGAGCACAGAGAGGCCGCCAUGAACGCCAUCACCCUGCCUGAGGUGUUCCAUGACUUCGACACUGCCAUGCCAGAGUUGAAUGAGGUUGAUAUUGAGGCGCAGUUCUCAAUGAACCAGUCCCGCGCGGAAGAGAUCACCAUGCGGGAGGACUACGGUUCCCUCAACCUGGUUAACCCAGACGAUGGGUUUGGCGACAUGGGUUUUGACACGGACAACCCGGAUAUCAUGCGAGAGGCUAUUGGCAAUGAGGGAGGGUUGGAACAGUUGUACUCUGCUCACACAGGCAUAACAAAAACCAAGCGCAAACGCAAGCUGAUCGUGGACGAAGUGAAGAACAUAUCCGGCGAGGAAAUGAAGAAUCAGCUGAGCAACACGUCGGACAUCGUGACCACGCUCGACCUAGCGCCGCCCACGCGCCGCCUCAUGCACUGGAAGGAGACCGGGGGAGUGGAGAAGUUAUUCACCCUGCCAGCAAGGCCCAUCCCGUCCAGAGUCUUGUUCAAGAAAUACCAGCGCAACAUGACGCUGCGCAGCGAGGGCGGCGAGGAGGGCGACGCCAAGUCCCCCGAGCACCCCGAGCCCGCGCGCCGCAUGCGCAAGCGCAGGCACGACGAGUCGAUGCUGCCCCCGGACACGCCGGCGCCGGCACCAGACCUAGAACCCCCCACACCUGUACCGCAGGAGUACGAACCUUCAGUCGAGCCGGCGCAGGCGGGCUACCAGACCCCGCGCUCCGAGGUCGACGAGGCCCCGCAGACCCCAGGCAUGCUGAGCGCGCUGGGUCCGCCGCUGACGCCGGGCGGGCUGGGCCCGCUGACGCCGGGCACGCUGCUGCAGGGCGGCAUCACGCCGGGCGGCCUGCCUCACGGCGGCCUCACACCGGGCGGCUUACCGCACGGCGGCCUCACACCAGGUCAGUCACGCUUCUGCUGGGGCGGCAUCACGCCGAGCGGCCUGCCUCACGGCGGCCUCACACCGGGCGGUUUACCGCACGGCGGCCUCACACCAGGUCAGUCACGCUUCUGCUGGGUAGGCUGCCAUACGGCGGCCGCCAUGUCAGUAUUGUCAUGUCUGACGCCGGGCACGCUGCUGCAGGGCGGCAUCACGCCGGGUGGCCUGCCUCACGGCGGCCUCACACCGGGCGGCUUACCGCACGGCGGCCUCACACCAGGAGGCCUGCAACACGGCGGUAUGACGCCAGCGGGCUUGCAGCACGGCGACGGGCACGACUUCGGCCCCAUGACACCCGCCGGCCUGCACCAUGGAGGAAUGACGCCAAUGGGGUUAGACAGCGGAAUGACGCCGGGCGGCCUCGGCCACGGCGGCCUCACGCCCGCGGGCCUGCACCACGGCGGCAUGACACCAGGCGGAUUAGACCACGGCGGCAUGACACCAGCAGGCCUCCAACACGGCGGCAUGACGCCCGCGGGUCUCCAGCACGGCGGUAUGACGCCGGCCGGUCUCCAGCACGGAGGCAUGACACCAGCCGGCUUACAGCACGGAGGCAUGACGCCCGCGGGGCUGCACCAUGGUGGCAUGACGCCCGCUGGGUUGCAGCACGGUGGAAUGACGCCUCAAGGUCUAUCGCACGGCGGCAUGCUGGGCCACGCGCUGGAGCACGCGCAGCUGCCGAUGAUGCCGCAGCUGGGCGGCGACGCGGCCGCCGCGCUGCUGGCGCGCGCGCCGGCCGCGCAGGCGCCGCCCGACCACGAGCUCGGCCACACCGUGCCCAUGGAGCCGCUGCCGCUGCACGCGUUGGACCCCGACUACCAUCAGGGUGGCAUGCAGAUGACCAACUUGGGUUACGAGGACAACAAUGGCCACCAAAGUCCACAGCACGACUACGACUUACCACCCAGUGUUGAAAAUGGCGAGGAGGGCGAACGCGAGGCGGGCGAGACGGACGAGCAGUUCGAGGAGCGCGUGCUGAACCGGCGCGCGGCGCAGCUGUUCGCGGCCAUGCGGCCCAAGCUCGCCGCCGGCCUGCAGCUCGCCUUCAGCGACCUGGCACCCCGCCACAACAACAGGAAACAGGUGGCACAGAAAUUCUAUAGUUUACUGGUUCUGAAGAAACAUCAAGUAUUAAAGUUAGAACAACACGAAACAUAUGGACCUAUUACUAUUAUUAAGGGCGCACAGUUCGAAACGGAAGCGAUCUAAAUGCGAUAAUGUUAUUUAUAUUAGCUAUAAUAAUAUAAAAGAGGAAUAUCUAAAUUAAGAAUGUAAAAGAGGGUAUAAAGAGGUAUCAGUUAUAGUGAUGUUUAUUGAAGUUUUCUACUUCACACAGUACUAGAUUGAGCCAAAAAUAACAAUUGUAAGUUGGCCUUACGAUUCGAGUCCACGGGGCCCUAAAAUGGAAAAUAUUAAUUGAUGGACCAAGGAGCACGCUGAUCUCAGUAAUAAAAAUGGAUACGAUAUAUCACUACUGUACAUGUAACACUCGUCCCGUGGUCUCUAUUCGUAAGCGAUGACAGUUCUUUGAUAGCCACGAGUAGGGAAAUGCCUUAUUUUGUUUUGCUAUAGGUUAAGUCAAAUUAUUGUAAAAAUGUUUACGAAUAACGUUUUAAAUGCUUUCAAGUCGAAGAUAGUAGGUUGCUAUUGUUAAUGUAUCUUGAAUCCCAAAAUUAUGUAAGCGUGUAUUUUUUGUACUGAUCAUGUUAAGGAGAUAAUUGGUAUGCAUGUUUGCAGAGUGCAUCUAUUCUCAAGGAAAUGUAGGAUAUUGUAGAAAAUGUGGCGAGGUGUACUGCUGCAGUGUGGGUUUAGAUCUGGGCCUUGGCGGGCCUAACACUGGGGACCUGAAUUCGAACACUCUUUAUUAAUAUUUUAAGACAUUGUCAAUAUGGGUACUUCAACAUCUUCAGCAAAAGCCAUUAAGGGUGAUGAAUACUGAUCAUUUUUGCCACUCGGAAGUAUGCGAUAUCGGAAUUGUAUAUUAUAUUAUAAUGUAGUAAUAUUUAUAAAUAAAUAAUAAGAGGAUACACACAGAAUUUCCUUAUUGUUAGAUGUCAGCUUUUAGAAUGCUUUUAAAUCGGUACAUAACUUAUAUCGGAUUAUAUAGAAUGCGCGAAUAAGUUGCGACUUGCGAGAUAUUUCGUGUGUAAUAGUAGUGAAAUUACUCCUCCUUACGUCGAAAUCUGUGUUCAAAUGCCACGAAUGAUGUUGUAUGAUGUGAUGGCUUGGAGAACAUAUUACAAUUAUUGUACCAUAACGUUGAUACAGACUGGAUUGACAGCUAAUCAAAUUUUCGACUAUUAAUAGUGGGAAAGACACCCUACGUUUAGUAGUGAAUUAAGUUUCUCAUCCGCUUCCAAGCUCCACACUGUAUACUCGUACCAUCAUCGUGUGAUUCAAGUAAAUGCCUUAUCGUAAUCUUUGCAAUAUCACUGUUAACAUUAGUUUCUUUUUUUAGUCACAUAGAUAUUUCAAACUUGCAUGUAAAUUAAAAACUAUUACGUUUUGCCAGGAUACUUGUGUUGGUUAGAUAAGUACAACAAUAACGUCAAUGUGGCUAACAAUUAAGCUAAUUAAUAAUAUUUGUUUCUACGAUAUACCGCUGUUUUAUUAGCGCUAGGUAUAAGUUGACGCUGCUAUAGUAUUUACAUUAUACCAUAUUUUAUGUAUCGUUUAUUCGAAUUGUUAGUAUUAGCUUAAAUAUUGCACAUUGCGAGUAUAGUGUGGUUGAAGAAAUUAAAUUAAGAUCUUUAUCUAGAUAAAUUAGUCUUGACCCCGAAAUGUACAAGAAUUUAGAGUGAUAUUGUAUGAACACCAACAACCUUCCAUAAAUAAAUAUAAGUUUGUGGGGCUAGAAUAGUUGUUACAUUUCUUUGAGAACGAUGUUUUUUUGUGUUUUUUGACAUAUCAAAGUGGAUCCAUUCCACAUUUUUUUGGAUUGUAUUCAUUUUGGAAACUCAUUUAAAAUUAUGUGUAAAAAUUAUAACGCAUUAUAAAUGCCAGGCACUUUUACCAAAUCUUUCAGUUGACUAAUUAAUAUUUAAGUGAUUACCUCCGCUACGCAUUGAGGUAUGCCUUCACAUCUACGAGAGCGUUCUCUACCGGCGGGGGUAGUAACUUAGAUUUAGAUUUUUUUCGUCAUAAAACUUUCUGUAUUUGCAAUAAAUUUGUUAAUAAAA
This is a messenger RNA of Cydia fagiglandana, 4576 nucleotides long. RefSeq names its product double-strand-break repair protein rad21 homolog (gene vtd). Gene Ontology annotation, cellular component: cohesin complex. Gene Ontology annotation, biological process: replication-born double-strand break repair via sister chromatid exchange; sister chromatid cohesion. The record is from RefSeq and is a predicted model, not a curated record. The transcript is spliced from 17 exons. Gene Ontology annotation, molecular function: chromatin binding; protein binding. The coding region runs from base 153 to 2606 and encodes 817 amino acids. Lineage: Eukaryota; Metazoa; Arthropoda; Insecta; Lepidoptera; Tortricidae.